CUAUUCAGUUGGAAAUUACUCGCGUCAAACAACAGUAGUGCUUGUAAGUAAAACGUUAACUUGUCUAAUUUAUUUGGUUGUUUGCGACCUUGUUAUUAAAAUAUAAUUUGAUUGCGAAAAGUUAAAAAUUAUUGAAUUAAAUUUCACUAGAAUAUUAAAUAAAGAAGGUAUGCCUCUAUGAGAUAUCGAAACGGUGAAUAAUUAUCUACAAUACCAAACACACACCUGCAUAGUUACCAAAAAGAGUAACAAAGUCUGCGUGUUAACAAAACUGCGCUAUGUGUGUGGAAUAGUGGCUAGUGAGAGUGCGUUGCGUAUGAAUAUAUGUACAUAUGAAUUGGUAUGUGUGAAUUGACGUUAUAAACAUAUGGAAAUAAAGUUGUGUUACCAGUGAAUAUAGUCAACCCUUUUCAUGGAACGUUGUAACUUGUGGUUCAUCGCGUUGGCCAAUACACCGUGGCGACGUCGAUGCUGCUGUUAGCAAGAAUCAAACAAGUGGGACUCAGUGCAUUACUAACAGCGCUGCCCAAGCGAUCGCAGAUGUGAAUUUGAAUGUGUCACGGUUUGUGUAUGUGAAUGUGAUUUGUAUUUCGUAAUGUUAAAAACAACUUAAAGAAACGCUGUCAACAAACGCGAUUUUAACGCUAUUUUGGGCGUUGCCGCAAAUGAUUACGGAGCACCGUUCUACAAUUUCGCUUAAAAACAGAGAUAUUUAGUUACGAUUGGAACUUAUCCUUUUCCAUUCACUCGAAAUACUAGUUAUUUAUAAAGCUAUAUAUAGAUUGUAAUAAACGAAGUCAGACCUUUUCAAAAUAUAUAAUAUGCUCACUAAAAAUAAAAGGACACAUAUAUAUACCAAAAAACAAAUAUGUAGAAAUCAGCACAUAAUCGACAAUGAAGCCGAAAAAACUGUCGCUCAAUUGUCUAAAAGUACAAAAGCCAUUCGAAUACAAAAUUUUAAAUAUCGUGAUAAACUGAAGAUUACUACAAUGUUAGUCAUAGCUUUCUAUUUAGUCUUAAGCAACGUUUGUGGCAUCAAAGCGCAAACUCGUGAUCCACGGUUCUUUUCACGACCCGGCGUCAAUGAUUAUAAUUGGCCGAAUCCAGGUGAUCCAGAUUACAGAACAUACAUAUUUAAUGAUCGCCGGUAUGGACAUUACUUACCUAACGGUUACGGUACGAACUAUCCUGGUAGAAAUUCUCCUGGGCAAUAUCCGCAGGGCAUGCCCAACGAAGAUCGAUUUCGAUUUGAUCCGAAUAACCCGAAUGCAGCGCAUACGCCCUUCCCUGGCAUUUUGGCCGGCUGGCGUGAAGAUUUACAGGGCAAACAACGACGUGACUCGCUGACAUUAGAUCGCGAUGUAUUUGUCACGACCAAUUAUGGCCAAGUGCAGGGCUUCAAAGUUUACAUGUAUGACAACCCUGAUCCCAAAUCAUUCUACAGACCAUACCAUUCAACUGUCGAUCGGGUGAUGGGCGAAUGCUCGGUUUUCUUGGGCAUUCCUUACGCCUUGCCACCCACGUUCGAAGGUCGCUUUAAGCCACCCCGUUUGCAUCGUGGAUGGCAGUUGCUACAAGCUGUUGACUAUGGACCUGCAUGCCCACAACCGGUACGGUACACUGGCGCUACUAAGGGCAUUAUGGAUAUGGAUGAAGACUGCCUCUACUUGAAUAUUUUUUCCCCAAAGACUGGUGCUGGCGUUGCUCAAAAAUAUCCCGUUAUGGUGUAUAUUCAUGGAGGAGAAUUCGUGCAUGGCGCUUCGAAUCACUUCCAAGGUCAUAUUCUCGCCUCCUUCUAUGAUGUGGUUGUUGUGACUAUAAAUUAUAGGCUGGGUGCGCUUGGCUUUUUAUCCACCGCUGAUGAAAACUCGCCUGGCAACUAUGGCAUAUUAGAUCAAGUUAUGGCGCUGAAAUGGAUAUAUGAUAAUGUUGAAUUUUUCAAUGGUGAUCGUGAUUCGAUUACAUUGUUUGGCCCUGGUGCAGGAGCAGCCUCAGCUGGACUGUUAAUGGUUGCACCGCAAACUAAGAACAUUGUGAAAAGAGUUAUUGCCCAAUCAGGUGCAGCUAUGGCCGAGUGGGCGCUAAUUCAAGAUAAAUAUCGUGCACAGAAUACCAGUCGUGUAUUGGGGCAAUUACUAGGCUGUUCCAUAGAAUCGUCUUGGAAAUUAGUAAACUGUCUACGCACUGGACGCAGCUUCUAUGAGCUAGGCAAUGCGGAGUUUCCCCCCCAAGUGGGCACUUUUGCCUGGGGUCCAGUUUUGGAUCACAAUUUCACACUCCCUGGUGAUGAUUGGUAUGAAGGUUGGCGAGAAAAAGACUGGCGGUUUCUUACACAAACGCCAGAAAGUCUCAUACGUCAGGGUCACUUUAAUCGUGGUAUGCAAUACAUGGCGGGAGUGACGACGCAAGAGGCAGCCUUUUUUGUAGCACAAAAUGAAUCGUUAGCACCUUAUUACGAAAUCGAUGGGAAUUUUUUUGAUCAAAAAAUCCGCGAACAUGUCUUUCGCUACAAUUACACACUGAAUCCAAACGGCGUCUAUGAAGCCAUUAAAUACAUGUAUACUUAUUGGCCUGAUCCCAACAAUAUUUCCAUAAUACGCGAUCAAUACAUUAAUAUGCUUUCCGAUUUGUACUACCGAGCUCCAGUUGACAAAAUGGUAAAAUUACUAUUGGAACAGCGAAUACCAGUAUAUAUGUAUGUUCUAAAUACCACUGUGGAGGCUUUAAACUAUCCGCAAUGGCGCAAAUAUCCACAUGAUAUAGAACACUAUUUUCUUACCGGCGCACCUUUCAUGGAUAUUGAGUUUUUUCCGAAAAGGGAUCAUUUACAGCGGAAUGUGUGGACCGACAACGAUCGCAACAUGAGUCAUUUUUUCAUGCAAACCUAUUCAAAUUUCGCCAGAUAUGGCAAUCCAACGCCUCAACAAGUCUUAGGUUUGCAUUUCCAACGUGCCUACCAGGGUGAACUCCGAUAUUUGAAUAUUAAUACCACCUUCAACUCAUCUAUUAUGCUCAAUUAUCGCCAAACCGAAUGUGCAUUUUGGACACAAUAUUUGCCAACAGUAAUCGGCGUGUUGGUGCCUACUUAUCCGCCCACAACAGAAUUUUGGUGGGAGCCUAAAGAGCCUUUGCAAAUUGCUUUUUGGACUAUGUCUGUAGCAUGCUUCUUUCUCAUCGUUUUAGUGGUUAUCUGUUGUAUUAUGUGGCGCAAUGCCAAAAGGCGAUCAGAUUUUUAUGAUGACGAUGUUUUUAUAAACCCUGAUGGUACAGAACCGCCUGAUGACGGGCAAAGCGGUGUAGACAAUGCACACAUGGUAGCCAAUCAUCACGCGUUACGAUCCCGCGAUAAUAUUUAUGAAUAUCGAGACUCCCCGUCAUCCAAGACGCUUGCGAGUAAAAUUCAUACCGAUACAACAUCUGUUCGAUCUCCCAGCUCGUUGACUAUGACACAUAAAUCGGGAAGCCAAUCAUCACUAAAAUCGGCGAUUUCAUUAAAGGAAACAAACGGUGGCACAUUGACCAGUAACUUGAGCAAUACUCGCCCCACUCGUCCACUUGCUCUAAAUAAUGGUGUUGUCUCCAUCACACCACAACCAAACAAAAUCGAAGAAAAAAGGUUAUUAACACAUGAUGGAGCCACACCUACACCAAUAUCAAGUACUCCUUUAAUAACAACGGCAACUGCCACGAUUUCAGCCGCAUCAGAGUCUGCAAGUUAUAAGCCUAAAUCUACGGUUAACAUAGCCUCCACAAGCACAGCACCCAGUAGUGCCGGCACUGUGAGCAGUCGCAGCACAACGCCUGUGCCCAGCGCACGUACACUCACCACAACAACUGCAUUAACGACGGCACCGCAGUUGCAACGCUUAGGACAAACGACGACAUCUGCUCAAUCGCAGACAAAGCCUCAAGCCCGAACACAAGUUAUUGAAGGUGUGCCACAAACAUCAGUUUAGGAGAUACAUAUAUCACUAGGUGGGGGCGACGGUCAGUUGUUAUUGAGAAAGCUAUUGUAACAAUCAUUUAGAGAGCGACAUAAAAUAGUUUGAUAUUUCUAUAUGUAUUAUAUGGAAACAGCUCGAUAAAAUAUGACACUUUAUUAAGAUUUGUUUUAAUUGAACACUAAAAAAAAAUUAAAAAGCCCAGAAGCUUUCCAUAAUUUAAGUACUAAAUAAGUCAUAACCUGCUUUAUGACAAUUUUUAUAAUUUUUAAUUAUACUUAAUUUUUAUUUAUACUUAAUUAUGCAGUAAGAGUGUUUUCCUUCACCAUCUUGCAUUUGGGACUAUAGAGAAUCUAGAAUCUAAGCAACGAAUAUAUCGCUUUUGUGUAUUAGAUUUAGCAUUAGAAUAUUUUCACUGUCAGCCCAGCUCACGACAAACCAUGCACAUGCAUAUAUCCGAACAACGGCAUUACAGCUACAUACAUAUGUAUGCUUAAAUUUCUGAAGAAAACCUUAAUACCUUUGUUUUUGCUUUCAAGUGUACUUGAUAAAAAACUGAUGUAUAGUGAUAUAGAUUUCUAAUAGCAGUUUAUGUUUAAUUAAUUUUCUAACCUAAUUUAUGUGUAAUUUAUAUAUAUAUUAUUAUUUAUGUUAUUAUUCCAACAUUUGCAUUGUUUCAUAUAUUCCGAUAUACAUAUAAUUGAUUAUUCGUUCAUGGCAGCAUAUUAAAAUAUCUAUCUAUAUUUAACAUCUAUAUGGUAUUAGAAAGAUACAAAUUUGUACUAAAAACAAGAAAAAACGUGAACUUCAUUUGCCGCUUUACAAAUACAAAAAUUAGAAGCUAUAUAAUAAAAGUUUUCCAUACAAGCACUUGACUCCGACCGUUCAGUUUGUAUAGUAGUUAUAGUGGUCCGAUAAACGGCAGUUCACACAGAGGAACAGCUUCUUGGAGAGAAAAGAACGACGGCAGGUAAUCAUCUACUAUCAUCUGCUUCACUACAGCUAAACUCAGCUAAACUCAUAGUUCGGGCCAGUAACGUGAAAUAAAGGAACGUCUUAAGUAGGCAAUCGGCCAGAAUUGGGCAAUAGGAGAUAAAUUGUUUUCUAUCAGGACAACGCAAGCUUAUAAUUCUUAUGCAUCCACCUUAUAGUGCUGUUGGGAUUCUAACUAAAAUCCCAGUUCUUUGCCAAUAGGAUCGAGGGUUUCUAUCAGAACCUUCUAAAUGGCAAAAAGGUAUUUAACAAAACGUUGCAAAUCUCCCCUAGGUUGGAUCAUACUGCCUAUACUAAAUAAAACCUUUAAUUUAAUUAAAAACUAAUACUUAGAUAACUUUUUAUAAGCCCUUAUAUAAGGCAACUUUUUAUUUUUGAAUUUUUAUAGAUAAUAUAUAUUUUCAUUAUACCAACUUAUUCCAUUGAGAUAAAGUUCUUAUUAAAUCUGUAAGAAAUAUUAAAAUUAAAUUUGCUUUAUAAAUCUGUUAAUACGAGAUAUGAGCAAAAAUAUAAAAUGACGUCAAAAACUAUGUGUAAAUAGAAAUAUUAUUUUUAAUAAGCAAACUUCCAAUAUUAGUACUACUACAUAUUAAUUAAUAAAGGUAAUUUUAUCGGGCUUGCGGUAAGAAUUUUACUAUUUUUCUCGAGCGAAUAUUUCGAUCUUUUAGCAAUUUUUAUCUCAUAAGUAUGUUCUAAAUUAUUUACAUUAAGAAAUAUAUCAGAGUACUAGUAUAAAUAUAAUUAAUUUUAAGUGGUUUAUCUACGAGCUUGUAGUGAUCAACACCAUCAGUGUAAUCCGUCCAAUAUACCAUAAACGAAUAAGUGCCUCAGUUUACAUAUAUGCAAGUUUCUUUCUGCUUGUUUUUGUUGGUGUAAAUAUGCGACAGAACUUUAAUGCAUAACUUAUUACGAAGCGUAAUUCCGAAAAGUUUAUAUGUUUAUUUUUAAGAUGUAUGUAUGUACUCAUUUCGUAUGUUUUUUGUCAUUUAGACAAUGUUUUUACAAUGUUUUUACAAUAUUUUAUAUGUUUAAUAAAUUGUAAUUGUAUUUGUAUGCGUCUAA
Messenger RNA from Bactrocera dorsalis (oriental fruit fly), 5996 nucleotides. It is a transcript of the gene Gli, whose product is annotated as neuroligin-like protein glit-1. The coding region runs from base 822 to 3956 and encodes 1044 amino acids. Gene Ontology annotation, cellular component: septate junction; cell surface; tricellular tight junction. The transcript has 7 exons. The record is from RefSeq and is a predicted model, not a curated record. NCBI's taxonomy places the organism in Eukaryota, Metazoa, Arthropoda, Insecta, Diptera, Tephritidae.